Chlamydomonas reinhardtii is the source of this 1244-nucleotide messenger RNA. RefSeq lists its product as uncharacterized. Gene Ontology annotation, biological process: translation. The transcript is spliced from 6 exons. The coding region runs from base 56 to 493 and encodes 145 amino acids. The record is from RefSeq and is a predicted model, not a curated record. Gene Ontology annotation, cellular component: ribosome. Gene Ontology annotation, molecular function: 5S rRNA binding; structural constituent of ribosome. Lineage: Eukaryota; Viridiplantae; Chlorophyta; Chlorophyceae; Chlamydomonadales; Chlamydomonadaceae.
GAGUAGGACGACGCAGUCCCCAAAUCCUUUUGGCGUGUCUUGAGUCGCUUGAGAGAUGCAGUCCACUAUGUUCAAGGCCACCCUGGCCCCCACCCGGCCAGUGAGCCGCGCCUUCACGCCGGUGGUCUGCAAGGCUGCCAACAAGAAGGCCAGCACCCAGGCCCGCCACGCUCGCCUCCGCAAAAAGCUGAGCGGCACCACUGAGCGCCCUCGCAUGGCGGUGUACAAGUCCAACGAGCACAUUUACGUGCAGGUCAUCGAUGACAGCAAGGGCCACACCCUGGUGUCGGCGAGCACCGUGAUGAAGGACCUGAAGGAGUCCCUGGAGAGCGGCGCCAACAUUAACGCCGCCACGGCUGUGGGCAAGAAGGUUGCUGAGCUGUGCAAGGCCCACAACAUUGAGAAGGUCUGCUUCGACCGUGGUGGUUUCCAGUACCACGGCCGCAUCCAGGCCGUGGCUGAGGCGGCUCGCGAGGGCGGCCUGGUCUUCUAAGCGCCUGACAUGCCGUAAGGAGCUGGGGUGCUGCGCGGCUUGAUGGAGGAGCUGCAGCGGCCGCUGGGUGGAGCAGGAGCAGGAGUGACGGCAGUGGCAACAGCAGCAGCACCGGCAGCUGGAGCUCAGGCGUGGAGGCAACCACAGCAGCAGCAGGAAGCGCUGCUUGUAGCGCGCCUCUGCUUUCGGUCUUGGUCCUCGGAUGCAGACCUGGCCUGGCGUGAGCUCUGCAGCUGGUGCGUUGGCGAAGCUAAGCGGGGAGAGCAGCAAGAGCUGCGGCGUUGAGCUUUGCAGCACGGGGUGGACAGGGUGAGCCCCUGCACCGCCUACAUUCUUGGUUGCUAGGGACGCAGCGGCGGCUUGAUGCAAGCAGUACGCGCGCGUUGGAAAACUUAGGUUUAGGGUUGGGUACGUGAUGGAAGGCUGCAGCGGCGCGCAGCUUAUGAAGGGAAGCGACGUUGCUUGAGAAUGCGCGAGUCGCACGAGGGUAACUGUGUUCGUAGGCCGCAGACUGCAGGCGAUGGGCGUUUUUCCAUAAUGAGAGCCCACGCUUUUUUUGUGAGCCUGAACACGCGCUUCAGGCGGAACCUUGGCGUCUGCUAAGCUGGAGACGCUUCAUGUGUCCACGCGUUGGCUGUUAGGGCAGGGUCAACGAUCGGUCAAGGCUGAGGUAUAGGAAGGCGUGACACAGGAAUGAUUUAAGGCGUCUUUAAUCGGCGUCUUGUACUGUGUGGUGUAAACAGGCUGCUCU